GAUUUCUUAAAGGUUUUAAUCGGAAGUAGCUUCCUUGCCGCAGUUCAGCGAUCCACGCUGAGGCUGAGAGGCAGUCUGUGGAUCCUAAGAUGAUCAACAGCCAAGGAUCAGAAGUGUCAAUGAAGAAACCAAAGCCAACUACUUAUUCACGUUUACGUCGUAAUACUAAGUGACCGUCGAUCAUCAUGGUGUUCAUCAAACACAUUGGAAUUGACUAAUUCAUUGUUCUUUUCAUUGCCUAACCAAAGAUUAAAUCCUAUUUACACCACUUAAGUGAUGUAGGUUAAACAGAAUGAGUAUAAUUUACAAAAAAAACAUAACGUAACCCAUAUGCUGGUGUGUUUUGGCAUAAUACAAAGCUGUCCAUGACUCAAUUGAACCCCAUUCUUGGAAAACAACAUGCCAGUUAGCAACUAGUAGCAGAUCGAGUGGUCAAGACGCCGCUGGGUGUCUGUUUCCGAUUUAUGCCUUACUUCAGCUUUUAAUAGUGAUUUGAUAUUCUAGGAGUUAUUUGUCACAUCUCUGAAGCUCCCCAAAAUAAAUCUGUAGGUCUCCUGAAGGCGGGCUGAAGCACAGGCAGGACUUGGAGGUGUUGCUCUGAUUCGCAUGUCAUGUCAAUGUGUGCACUACUGCUGAUGUCCCAGGCAGCCUGCAGGCUCAACAAACUCCCACGAGUUUCCUCUGCAGGCAGACGUAGCCGACCCACGUCUGCCCUCUGGGCUCUGCACACUUUGCAGGGCAAGCAAACCUGUUGCAGAAUGUCUGGAGUGUUUUAUGGCUUCUGAGCUACUUUUGCAGGGACACCAAGUCACUUGUGGAGGGCAGUAUCACCAAAUACUUGGAGUCAUCUGCCUGUUUCAGGAGGGCGCUCACUGACGCUAAUAUGCCAGCUGAACUCUGUUUUGACCCUUCAAAAGCUUUACAGCAAGACUGUCCUACAAAGGAGAGGAAGACUUUGGAAGUCACGACAGAAUCGAGCAUGAUUUCUGCAGAACAGAAAACAUCUGAUGAUUCUGCAAUGCACCAGACUGUUUCUGGAUUAAUGCAGCCUGAUGGAAAUUAUAUUAAAAAUGGACAGCUGAGUGGAGAAUUAACAGAGCAAGACGAACUGGAUUGUUCGGAGAGCAGCAGUGUGUCUGAAUUCGACUUGGAGCGCAGUGAGUCUUUUCCAAUAAGCAGUGAUUUUGUCCACUCGAUUGAAAACAAUGAAUGCUCUCAAUACAGCAUGGAGUCAAACAUUAGUGACCAAACUGUAACGGAAGAACAGGAACCAGAGGAGUUUCUUUUAUUUCAGGCUAUAGAUACUAAAAUCCAAGAGCUUGUUUUAUCAGACCUUGAAAUGCUUUAUGAGCAUGAUAUAGAAUCUGAACAACCUUCAGAGGACAGUAGUGAUGAAGGUUCUGAAGAAAUCAGUGUUUCAGAUUUUUAUGAGCAAUGCGGCGAACAAGAUCCAAAUGCCGAUCUUGAACUGGAUAACGAACCAUGCAGAUCCUUUGAACAAUGUAAGCUUAACAAUCAAAACAUGCCCUGUGAAUGCCAUACCACACAUUUUGAAUCCUCUGAAAUGUGCCAGGCCUUUAAAGAAAGCAUGCCAGCUGGACUCUCUGGGUCCCUUGAGCAGCAACCACCUGCUGGACAAACAGAAAACACAGAUGACGGUGAGUUAACUGCGGAAAACUGCCAUGGAUCCUGUACAGACUCAUUUGAGAGCUCCGUGGAAAGCCAGCUCUCUGAUGACUUUGCUGAACAGACUUUACAGAAUCAGAGCUUUGGCUAUUACACUGAACCAGACUAUAGCCAGCUGUCUUUAAAUGAAACUGAAAGUGUUAAGAUGCUAGAGCAAUGCUCAGGUUGCGGAAAAUACUUUGAGAAACGUGAAAUUGCUGAACAGUGCCAGCCCUUUGAGCAUGCUCAGAAUUCGGAAGACUCGCAACAAAGCGAAUCUUUAGAAAACUCCUCUGAAUCGUGUGAAGCUUUUGGAACACAGUGCUCUGUGUUUCACACCUCUGAACUCCCUAGAGAAAACCCUCCUACAGAACAUGACACAAAUGAGGUUAAAAAGCGGGCAGAGCGUGAUACGAUGUUCAUCAGAUCAAUGGAAACCUUUGAGGCUCGUUGGCUCUUGCAGUUUCUUGCUGUUGACGGUCACGUAAAGAAUACCUUUGAAAAGGAGGAAGUCGAGGACCUCAGUGUUGCAAUCAGUGGGCCAAGUGAUGAAUCACUCCCCUGUGACGAUGAUGGCGAAUCUGUAAUCGAACCCUUGGAUGCCUGUGGUGAGCCGAGGACGCUUUGUGGAGAGUGUGAAAUGAGAGAAAAUGCACAUUUAGAUUGUGACAUGCCUUCUGAGCUGUUUGAACUUUGUGAUGUUGACGCUGGAGCAUUCAACCAGGAAUAUGAUGAAAGCAAAGCCGGAGAGUCGGUUGUGAAAGCAGCGUCAAUAGAUGAAUGUAGCGAAGAGGAAUAUGUUGACUGUAUCGAUAGCAAAAGCCAAGGCAGUGCUGAAACAGAUGAGUCAUUUAAAAGUUUUAUUGAUGAGCCCGAGGAGAUCUAUCUUGUUCAAACCGAGGACAGCAAACCUAUACAUAAUCUCCCAGAGAAGGAUGAAUGCUGUACUACACUCAGACAUGAGGCUGUUGAUGACCUAGCUGAUGCCCCUGAUCCAUGUACACACGAUGGAGUAGAAGCACAUGAACAUACUCAGGAAUCCUGCUCUGAACCAAAAGCUUUAGAGAAAGAAAUAUAUAAAACAUAUGCAGAGGCCCUUUGCUCUGGACUAUGCACAGAAAUGGUUCAAAGCCCGAAACCCUGCCUUGAACACACCGUGCCCAUUGAUGAGGAAGAAUAUGGACCUGAAUUUAAUGAUGAAGAUACCUCAGCUGAUGAUGUGGAAGACCAGGACCCUGAAGUCUUCUUUGAAGAUGAAAAGGAUGUGGAAUCUCAUGAGGAAACGAUUGGGCUUGAUCUGUCUGAUGAGAGUGCUGGUGAAAUUUAUGAACUUCCUACUGUGGAUGAAAGAGAGAUUUACAAGAGACAUGCCUCGGAUCCCUGUUCUAUUCAGAGCGAAUGUCACGAAGAAGGAAUCUCUGCCCAUGAAACGUAUGCUGAACAUGACCGCAUUACAGAAAAUGAGUUCACCGAGGUUUCCAUACCCGUAGAAAAGGAAGUUGAACACAAUCUCGUUUCUGAGACAGAUCCAGAUCAAAAUGAAAGUGCAAAUAAAAAUGAAGCAUCCUCGUCUAACGCGAAUGAUGAUAUCCAGAUAAAAGAAGAAAAUGUGCCAGAAAAUGUAGAUGAAGCAGAGGAAGUUCAUGGACCUUGCUGUGGCGAGAUAGAAGCAUGUGAAGAUGUAGACACAUGUCUAUUUUCCUCUGAAGAGUUAGCUGAUGUUGAAAAAUGCAUUGAAUUAAAUGCAAGUGAAGAUCCCCAGAACGGCGCUCAAGACUUACUGAUUGUGCAAGAUGCCAUCGAGCCUCAACCCGACGAAGAGCCUCCCAAAGAUCCAGAGCCACCUGGGUGUUGUAGUGUAUCGCUAGAUCUAACCGAAACAACGGAGCAAAACAAUGAUUCUCCAUCUCAAAGUAAAUGUAGUGAAAAACUGGACGAAAUCGUACAUCAAGUCGUGCGAAGUAAAACGACCGAGCACAGUGAGCCAGACGACUUUUUUAAGCUAGCUGGUGAAAACGCAUCCUCUGAACAGAUCGAAGCUUCCGAGGACACAGAGGCCUCUGACGACGAGGAUUACCCCGAGUGCUGCGAUUGUGAAUUCUGUGUGCAGCCUAUAGAACAGGUGCCAGCUAAGCCACUCCUUCCCCAGAUCAAGUCUAAAGAUGUAGGAAAGAUUUGCGUAGUGAUUGAUCUGGAUGAGACGCUAGUGCACAGUUCAUUUAAGCCGGUGAACAAUGCUGAUUUUAUCAUUCCGGUGGAAAUUGAUGGAGCUGUACACCAGGUGUAUGUACUGAAGCGACCUCACGUUGACGAGUUCUUAAAGCGAAUGGGCGAAUUAUUCGAGUGUGUGUUGUUCACUGCAAGCUUAGCCAAGUACGCAGAUCCCGUGUCAGACCUGCUGGAUAAGUGGGGUGCCUUCCGCUGCCGUCUCUUUCGAGAAUCCUGCGUGUUUCAUCGCGGAAACUAUGUCAAGGACCUGAGCCGCCUGGGCAGGGACCUAAACAAAGUCAUCAUCGUGGACAACUCGCCAGCAUCAUACAUCUUCCACCCAGACAAUGCUGUACCCGUAGCCUCUUGGUUUGACGACAUGUCUGACACAGAGCUGUUGGAUUUGAUCCCAUUCUUUGAAAGACUGAGUAAAGUGGAUGACGUGUACGCUGUGCUCAAACAGCAGAGGACUAGCAGCUAGCGCGAUCAACGUAGCAGCUUUCACCACGGGGCCAGGGAGGCUGGCGGGGUUCGGAGCGCCACUUCCCUGCUACAUGGGAUCUGCCGCCGGCUCGCUCCUCAUCACCUACCCAGAAUUCCAUUCGCAGGAGGUUCGAAGGAGAAGCAUAAAGUUGAUGGAAACCUGGUAUGGCUAGAACAAUGGAACUGUGAAGGACUGCUUUAUCUCACACACACACACACA
Molecule: messenger RNA, 4576 nt
Organism: Hemibagrus wyckioides
Lineage: Eukaryota; Metazoa; Chordata; Actinopteri; Siluriformes; Bagridae
Gene: ctdsp1
Product: CTD (carboxy-terminal domain, RNA polymerase II, polypeptide A) small phosphatase 1
Exons: 6
Coding region: 884-4354 (1156 amino acids)
Molecular function (GO): RNA polymerase II CTD heptapeptide repeat phosphatase activity
Source: RefSeq, a predicted model, not a curated record